Molecule: messenger RNA, 1203 nt
Organism: Tinamus guttatus (white-throated tinamou)
Lineage: Eukaryota; Metazoa; Chordata; Aves; Tinamiformes; Tinamidae
Product: lysosomal acid lipase/cholesteryl ester hydrolase
Biological process (GO): lipid metabolic process
Molecular function (GO): hydrolase activity, acting on ester bonds
Source: RefSeq, a predicted model, not a curated record
AUGUGGUGCCUCCUUAUGCUGCUCUGCUGCCAAGGAAUCGCCUCUUCAGCUGGAUUCUCCUCCGUUCUGAACUCAGAGGAAAUCCAGAAAAAGAAGUCGCACAACCCUGAAUGCUUCAUGAACGUUAGUGAAAUUAUCAGAUAUCACGGGUAUCCCAGUGAGGAGCAUGAAGUUACUACUGAGGAUGGAUACAUUCUUCGUGUCUUCAGAAUUCCUGGUGGGAGGAACAGUCCCAACACAGGGCAAAAGCCUGUAGUCUUCCUACAGCAUGCUUUUCUAGGAGACUCUACCCACUGGAUUUCUAACCUGCCCAGCAACAGCCUUGGCUUCAUCCUAGCAGAUGCUGGCUAUGAUGUCUGGAUGGGAAACAGUCGAGGGAACACUUGGUCUUUAAAACACAAGACCCUUAAACCAUCCCAGAAGGAGUUCUGGCAGUUCAGCUUCGAUGAGAUGGGGAAAUACGAUCUUCCAGCAGAGCUCUACUUCGCCAUGAACAAAACUGGACAGAAACAUAUAUAUUACAUCGGCCACUCUGAAGGCACAACAAUGGGGUUCAUUGCAUUUUCUACAUACCACGAAUUGGCUCAGAGGGUCAAAGUGUUCUUUGCUCUGAGCCCAGUAGCCUCAUGUUCACAUGGUACAAGCCCUUUGGUUAAGAUAGCGAGCCUUCCUGAUCCACUACUCAGGCUUAUAUUUGGCUGUAAAGGAACACUGCAUCAGAUUGAAUUUAUGAAAAAACCUGUGGCACAGUUGUGUACAAGCCUGGAUAAGCUUUGUGGCCGUAUACUCUCAUACAUAGCUGGGGGCAACAUACAAAACAUGAACACGAGUCGAAUAGAUGUAUACGUAACACAUUGCCCAGCUGGGACUUCAGUUCAGAACAUCCUUCAUUGGCAUCAGAUAAAAUAUGCAAGACGAUUUCAAGCUUAUGAUUAUGGUGCUAAGGAAAAUAUGAAGAAAUACAACCAGUCCACUCCUCCUGCAUAUGAGAUAGAGAAGAUUAACACACCAAUUGCUGUUUGGAGUGGUGGAGAUGACAAGUUUGCAGAUCCAAAAGACAUAGCAAGUCUACUUCCUCGCAUCAAAAACCUCAUUCACUAUGACAAUUUUCCUGACUGGGGACACCUAGAUUUCAUCUGGGGCCUUGACGCAACUAAGAAAAUGUACUCAAAAAUCCUUCAACUAAUGACAAAGUAUCUUUGA